Messenger RNA from Ricinus communis (castor bean), 1179 nucleotides. RefSeq names its product translation machinery-associated protein 22. Gene Ontology annotation, biological process: translation reinitiation; formation of translation preinitiation complex. The transcript has 7 exons. Gene Ontology annotation, molecular function: translation initiation factor activity; mRNA binding. Lineage: Eukaryota; Viridiplantae; Streptophyta; Magnoliopsida; Malpighiales; Euphorbiaceae. The record is from RefSeq and is a predicted model, not a curated record. Bases 143 to 733 code for a protein of 196 amino acids.
UUCUAUCUAUCGAUCGAUUGAUCGGGGGUGUUUUAAGACUGGGAAUAACAACAGCACCGUAUUCUCAGCAAUAGCGUCGUCGAAACGCUACCUUUCUCAGUACUCGAACGCACUCCGGAUACGUAAGAGAGCUUGAAAUCUAAUGGCAGAUAAACCCCAACCAGUCCGAGUACUGUAUUGUCAAGUUUGCAGUUUACCGGCAGAGUACUGUGAAUUCGGUCCCGAUUUCGAGAAAUGCAAACCGUGGCUGAUCCAGAAUGCUCCUGACCUUUAUCCUGAUCUCAUCAAAGAGGCAAAUGCUAAGGAAGCUGAUAAAGUCGCGGAUCAGUUACAAUUCACCGGAAUCUCAUCUAGCGGCGGUGACGGUUCUACUUCUUCAGGGGGUACUUCUGCACCUAAGGAAGAAGUGAAGCGUCUUCCUGGUGGGAAGAUAAAGAAGAAAGAGAAGCAAGAGGUUGUUAUUGAAAAGGUCACACGUAACAAGCGAAAAUGUAUCACCACUGUAAAAGGGCUGGAGCUUUUUGGUGUUAAACUUAGUGAUGCAUCAAAGAAGCUUGGGAAAAAGUUCGCUACUGGAGCCUCUGUUGUUAAGGGUCCUACUGAGAAGGAGCAGAUUGAUGUGCAAGGAGACAUAUCCUUUGACAUUGUGGACUUUAUUACAGAGACCUGGCCUGAUGUUCCAGAAACUGCAAUUUAUUUUAUUGAAGAUGGUAAAAAGGUUCCAGCUGUUUGAUUCUGGAUCAUGAGCGCACAAGUGACAUGGAGUGUGGUGUCUCUCUUGGCAUGAUACUUCUGAACUUAAUGCAGUCUUAAGAAGGAGAAGGAAUUGCUCAACAAAAUCUAAUCAGCAGUGAAACAAUUUGUCACUCUUUGAGCUCUUUGCAUUCGAUAGUAGCUUUUGUUUUUGCGGUUGGAAGUGGUUCACAAUUAAUGGCUGUAAUUUGUAUAGGGGCGGUUCAUUGUCUAUUGCGUGCUUUCCUCUUCCUUUUUAAGCUGCUGAGUUGAACUCUCUAUGAGUAACAGGCUUAUUAAGUAGCGAGACAUUGUAGUUUAUCCUGGUGAUCUAGCUGCUGCUGCUGGGAAUUUUAUGCUUUUAUGCCUGCGCCAUGUGUGGGCAAUGAGUUAUAUGAUUCACAUGUUUUUAAAUUUUCCUAUAAAAAUGAAGGCUCCAAUUCAGUA